GAAAAAAAAAAAAAUCUCUGCAGUAUAGUAGAAGCCCAUAUUCCUGUCCAAAAAUUAACUGAAGAACAUCCUAGAUUAGCCUCGAAUUGGAUAAGUUUCUUGGUUCAUCGUCUGCUUUUUUUAUACUAUCCAAUUCUCCAUUAUAAAUAUCACCGCACCUUGUCUCAGUCAUCAUCAGCAAAUCAUCAAAGCAAGUCAAAUUAAACACUACAUACACUCAAAACCAAAAAUCAAUCAAGCUUUAUACAUCUUCUGUUUCUGUUUUCUUCAAUCAAAGUUCUCAAAAAUGUCUCUGAUUCCAAGCUUUUUUGGUGGUCGCAAGAGCAACAUCUUCGACCCAUUUUCCCUCGAUGUAUGGGACCCAUUUGAGGGCUUCCCAAUUGCCAAUGUCCUAUCAUCUGCUCGUGCUCGUGAAACCUCUGCUUUUGCAAAUGCAAGAAUCGAUUGGAAAGAAACCCCACAAGCCCACGUCUUCAAAGUGGAUGUUCUGGGGAUUAAGAAAGAAGAAGUAAAAGUCGAAGUUGAAGAAGGACGAAUUUUGCAGAUUAGCGGUGAGAGAAGCAAAGAGCAAGAGGAGAAGAACGAUCAAUGGCACCGUAUGGAAAGGAGUAGUGGUAAGUUUUUGAGGAGGUUUAGGUUGCCUGAGAAUGUUAAAAUGAGGGAAAUUAAGGCUGCGAUGGAGAAUGGAGUGCUCACUGUGACUCUUCCAAAAGAAGAAGAGAAGAAACCUGAGGUGAAGGCUAUUGAUAUCUCUGGUUAAACAAGUGCAGCUUAUG
Messenger RNA from Lycium ferocissimum, 776 nucleotides. RefSeq names its product 18.2 kDa class I heat shock protein-like. The record is from RefSeq and is a predicted model, not a curated record. Lineage: Eukaryota; Viridiplantae; Streptophyta; Magnoliopsida; Solanales; Solanaceae. The transcript has a single exon. Gene Ontology annotation, biological process: response to salt stress; protein complex oligomerization; response to hydrogen peroxide. The coding region runs from base 287 to 760 and encodes 157 amino acids.